Peronospora matthiolae is the source of this 2982-nucleotide messenger RNA. NCBI's taxonomy places the organism in Eukaryota, Oomycota, Peronosporomycetes, Peronosporales, Peronosporaceae. The record is from the annotation of a GenBank genome assembly.
AUGGGCGUCCCGGCCUUCUAUCGCUGGGUGCAGGAGAAGUACCCCAAGUGCGUCGUGGACUGUGUCGAGACGCAAGCAGUCGUGCUCGAAAGCGAGCGUCAUUUCGAGCUCACGGACACGACUGGCCCGAAUCCCAAUGGCUUUGAAGUGGACAAUUUGUACGUCGACAUGAAUGGCCUCAUCCAUCCGUGUGCCCAUCCCGAGAACGGAGAAGCGCCCAAGACUGAAGAAGAGAUGUACCGUCGUGUCAUGGCGUAUGUGGAUCGUCUAGUAGCUGCUGUGCGGCCACGUCGUGUGCUGUACUUGGCCAUUGACGGCGUCGCCCCUCGGGCCAAGAUGAAUCAACAACGUGCGCGUCGCUUCCGUGCAGCGCAGGAGGCCGAACAGCGCAUGGAAGUGGAGAAAGAAGCGCUCGACUACAUGCGGGCAAUGGGUCACACGGUGCCUGGGAAGCAGGAGAAGCCGUGGGACUCGAACGUGAUUACGCCUGGCACGAAGUUCAUGGCCAAACUGGCCAAGUACUUGCGGUUCUAUAUCCGAGACCGAGUGAACAACAACACUGCGUGGAAGAGUAUCAAGAUCAUUUUAUCUGAUGCUGGAGUGCCUGGCGAAGGCGAGCAUAAAUUGAUGCAGUACGUCCGCGUACAACGCUCUCAGCCUGGAUAUGAUCCGAACCAGCACCACGUACUGCAUGGUCUGGAUGCUGAUCUCAUUAUGCUGGGUCUUGCAACUCAUGAAGUCAAGUUCUCGAUCUUGCGGGAAGAAGUGUUGUUUGGAAAGCAAAAGUACGAGCGGGAACGACAGAAGGAGCAGCAGAUGGUGCUUGAUGCGAAUGGAACGACGUUAAGUAAGCGGAAACGUGGUGAGUUUGGAGAGCACAACGCGGACUUAAUUGCGUCGGACCUGAAGCCACUGCAGUACCUGCAUAUUGCGACACUGCGUGAGUACCUUCAAAUCGAGUUUGAACCUUUGUCGCGUGUGCUGCCGUUUGAGUAUGAUUUCGAACGCGUGAUCGACGACUUUGUGUUCCUGUGCUUUUUCGUUGGCAACGAUUUUUUGCCGCAUUUGCCGUCGCUGGAUAUUCGUGAUGGUGCACUAGAUUUUUUGAUUUUGAUCUAUGCAAAGCUGUUGCCAGCUAUGGGAGGAUAUCUCACAGACGGUGGCCAGGUGAACCUCUCGCGUGUCGACGUGAUCCUUGCUGAGGUUGGUCAAGUGGAAGACGUGGUCUUCCAACGUCGUGCCCUCAAAGAAGCGGAAAACGCAAGGAGACGGAAGUCGUACUUGUCAAAUGAAAAGAAAGAUCAGAUUGCUGCUUCGGCUGCAAAGGACUCGGCUGUGGAGAUCCUGAAGAAGCGUCGUAUCGGUAAAGACGUGAUUGCCCAGGAGAAAAAGUAUGGCGGCAUGACGCCAGAAGAAGCCGUCAAAGCACGCGUGAAAGAAAGUGUGGAGAAGAAGCUGGAACAGUAUCGCGAGGAAGUCCAGGAUGUAGUUCGACUGGGUGAACCCGGUUGGAAAACACGAUAUUACAGCGACAAGCUGAAGGCAGACGAUAUUGAGGUAGGAGGUGGACGCGAGCGCGUGUUUCAUGCCUAUAUCGAAGGCUUGUGCUGGGUGAUGCGCUAUUACUACACAGGCUGCGCUUCGUGGCAGUGGUUCUACCCGUUCCAUUACGCUCCGUUUGCAUCCGAUUUGCGCAACAUUGAUCGUUUUGAGAUCAAGUUCGAGGAAGGUCUUCCAUUCCAUCCCUUUGAGCAGUUGAUGGGUGUGUUCCCCGCAGGAAGUAAUCACGCUAUUCCAAAACCGUAUCGGUGGUUGAUGUCGGAUCCGGAGUCGCCUAUCAUCGACUUUUAUCCAAAGGAUAUUCCUGUCGACCCAAAUGGCAAAGCCAUGCCAUGGUUAUGGGUGGUUCUGCUGCCAUUUAUCGACGAGAGCCGCUUGCUUGAGGCCAUGAAGGAGCCGAACCAGAAGUUGACCGAAGCCGAAAAGAAGCGAAAUGCUCAAUUCGGUAAAGAAGUAGUCUUUUUUCACUCCAAGUGUCCCAUGACCAAAACUCUGCCAGCUUCAGAGGGAGUAGAAGCACAAGCAGACCCCGGCUGUUCCCAGUCGUUUAGCGGUACGCUCGUCUACAUUGAAGCGCUCUACUUUGAUAUCGGCGGAGUUGUGCCAAGCCCCGAGAAGGCCCAGAAACAUUUGGUGGAUAUCCCAAACAAUAGGUGUUACAGCUUUCAGUACCGUCUGCCGCACAUGUUGUCGCAUCUGUCGAAGAUCUUGGAUGGUGCUCAGUCGCCCAGCCCUGUCCUGAUCACGGAAAACGACAAGCGCAUCACCAUCCCUUUCUUCGGCAAGGCCAACAUUAACAUUGUCGACUUGGCCGGCGAUGCUUCCAAUCACACGAAUGUGCGUCAGAACUUCACGUCGCGCCAGAAUGGCGGUGGUCGUGGUGGAGGUCGCCGCGGAGGCGGUGGUGGAGGUCGUGGCUACGGUAAUCAGGGAUAUCAACACCAAGGAGGCCAGCGCUCUGGGAGCAACAACUUGAACGUAGACCGCUACGGCGGUCCUCCGCAGCAGCAGUACAGCCAAUACUUGGCCAACAGUCAGGGUAAUUGGGGCUCACAAGAGCCACGGAAUAAGCGUGGGCAGUACGGGGACUCCAACCAGCAAAAUAGAGGCCAGGCAUCAUACAGUCGACCAAGCUCUGAGUACCGCAGUGGAUACAAUGGCGCCAGCAGUGGCGGCCGUGGGUACGAAGGUGGAUUUGGUGGCCGAGGAGGACGCGGCGCUCCCGUCCAGUCGGCGUUCGGGGGUUAUUUGCAAUCUGCGCAAGCGUACCCAUCGACGCCGAGUGGACCGGCGUCGUCCGCAGCUUCAGCCCCUCAGAGCCUCGACGCUUUAAAAGCUGGACUUCGCAGCAUGCACGAGAAGCGUCAAGGCCAUCCAAAGGGUGCGUCGAAAAACGAUGCUAGGCGCUAUGACCGCUCGUGA